AUGUGCUACAUAUGUAACUGCUUAGCUUGGAGUUUAGACAUUGUGCAAAGGGCGAUCACUUUCUGCCUCACAUGCGUAUUGAUCUGCAUCAUAUGCAUUGGUUUGACCAUCUGUAUCAUUGCUGGCGUUGCGUAUGGUUACAACUACUCAUUGGCUGAGUUUAUUACAUUUACUAGGUCUGAUGUGACGGUGUACAUGCGUCGUGGUCAAAUGAACGAUCGUCCGGAUUUAGCUCAGUUUGGACAGCGACGAAUGAACGAUGAAUCUGAGACCAUUGCAAACGUUAGUACAGACUAUCAGGAUAAUGAACCUUCAAGUGGUGAGAAAAUACCCCUUUCUGACACAUGGGUAAAAUCUCAAGAUGCCAGGAAAUAUGCUGAAAGACUUACCAAGUUUUCUGAUACGAAAAGUUCAAAAAGUGAUAUCGAAGAAGAGGAACAAGGUUCAGUAAGCUAUUACAGAUUUACAACGCCACCAAUUCAUCGAAUAUCAAUCGUCCCUAAUCCGGCAAUUCCAACGACGGUAUGGCAAAGUGGUAGUUCUGAAAUAGUGAUGAGAAGGUUUCCACCAAUGAAAGAUAUUACCUCUAAUUUAAAGACAAGUGACCCUGACGACUAUUUCUAUAAAGUUAGUGAUGUGGAUGAUAAAGAUAAAAUUAAAUCGAAAAUGAAAAUUAACAGAGAUGAAGCAGAACAAUCCGAUGACAAAAGCAACCCGGGAGAUAUUUCUACAAGGCAUUCAAUACCUAUGCGACAUUUUGAAGGGAGUGCAACAGAGAUGGAUGAUGAAAAUAUGUCCUAUAAACCUGUUUAA
This is a messenger RNA of Parnassius apollo (apollo), 813 nucleotides long. The record is from the annotation of a GenBank genome assembly. Lineage: Eukaryota; Metazoa; Arthropoda; Insecta; Lepidoptera; Papilionidae.